Messenger RNA from Maniola jurtina (meadow brown), 2392 nucleotides. RefSeq names its product elongation of very long chain fatty acids protein 7-like. NCBI's taxonomy places the organism in Eukaryota, Metazoa, Arthropoda, Insecta, Lepidoptera, Nymphalidae. Bases 382 to 1524 code for a protein of 380 amino acids. Gene Ontology annotation, biological process: fatty acid elongation, polyunsaturated fatty acid; very long-chain fatty acid biosynthetic process; sphingolipid biosynthetic process. The record is from RefSeq and is a predicted model, not a curated record. Gene Ontology annotation, cellular component: endoplasmic reticulum membrane. The transcript has 8 exons. Gene Ontology annotation, molecular function: fatty acid elongase activity.
AACCUCUGUUCCUUUCAGUACACUGUGCAAUUUGAACGGCUUAGUACAUUUUUAUGUUUGUAAUGUAUUUGUAUAAAUAAAAAUCUUACUGCGCGCGCUUCAGUCUACUUCAGUUAGUGAUGAAAUCAUUUAUUUUCAUUAAUUUAAUUUAAUAAUAAUGUUAUUAAAAUAAAUUACGACAGUUGAAUGAAACUUAGUGUUUAACGGUAGCUAGUGAAAAUUAGUUUUGCAUGUGGAUAGACACUAAAUUAAUUUAAAAAGGUGACAGCUUGCUUGCCGCAAAUUGUUACCGAGUAGUAGUGACUUUCGAAGCAAGUGGAGUGAAGUGUGUGAUAAGUGAGAUUUAACUUAUAGUGUGCGAAGUGAUAGACUAUUUUCAAAAUGUCCGGUUUCGUUAAAAUAGCUAUCGACGACUAUUACUCGGACAACAACUGGACUACCAUUAUCAAUAAAUAUUGGAUGCUAGCUGAAAGAGUCUCAGAUCCCCGAGUACAAGGAUGGUUCCUGUUCGACACACCCCUAGCGACCUUAGUGAUGGUCAUCAUAUACCUUGCCUUCGUCAUGGUGGCCGGCCCACAAUGGAUGGCGAACAGAAAACCAUUCCGGAUAAAGAACGUCUUAGUCGGUUACAACGCUGGACAAGUUUUACUGUCAUUGUAUAUGUUUUAUGAGCACUUAAUGUCAGGCUGGUGGGCCGACUACAGCCUCACGUGUCAGCCGGUGGACUACAGUGACAGUGACAAGGCGAGACGGAUGCUUCAUCUAUGCUGGGUGUACUAUUUCUCGAAACUAUCCGAAUUCGCAGAUACGAUAUUCUUCGUGCUCAGAAAAAAGAAGAGUCAGAUAACUUGGCUCCAUCUCUACCAUCAUUCCCUCACGCCGUUUGAGGCGUGGCUGCUUGUCAAAUUUAUUGCGGGUGGUCACGGAACGUUCUCGAACAUCGUCAACAACCUGGUCCACGUGAUCAUGUACAGCUACUACAUGAUGGCCGCCAUGGGCCCGCAGUACCAGAAGUACCUGUGGUGGAAGAAGCACCUCACCACACUGCAACUAAUCCAAUUUUUCAUGGUGCUGUUCCAUUCAAUAAGUGCUCUAGUAUACGACUGCGGUUAUCCAAAAAUCAUCGCAUCCGGUCUGAUUCUACAUUCGUCCAUUUUCAUCGUACUCUUCACAAACUUCUAUAUUCAAGCAUAUAGGAGAGAGAAACCGAAACUUAAAGUUGAUGCUUGUAAUAAUAACAUCAAUAAUACUACUAGUAAUGGCUACAUCGCAAAUGGGCAUGCGAAAACCAAUGGACAUAGCAUUGGCCAUGUUACAACCAAUGGCUAUGCAACUGCAAAUGGCCACGCCACAAUGAAUGGCCAUGCGAUUUCAAAUGGACAUGUCACAGCCAAUGGCCAUGCCACAGCCAAUGGCCAUAUCACAUCCAAUGGUCACGCCACAAUGAACGGCCAUGCUAUCACCGAGACAAGUAUAACGAACGGAUACGCCAACGGUCACAUUGCAAAAGAAAAAGUGCAUUAGUCUGAUGAUUUUACUUUUAAAGACAAUGUCAAAGUGAUUAAUAAAAGACUUUUGUAAAUAUUUUUAAAAGAAACGAGCGGUACAAAGACUUUGUUACUGAAUGGUAUGACAAUAGAUCUUUUAAAAGACAAAUAAGUUUAAAUGCUCAAAGCAUCGAGUGAGCUGGGUCCCCAGUCCCAACGCGAAUAAAUUGGACAAGUUUAAAUACAAUCUAUUUUCUGUUAGCACUGCUUGAAACUAUAAUUAAUAUAAUAAAAAGUCAAGCAAAAUCAAAAAGUCAAAUCAUGUACCUAUCGAUGUGGGGAUCCAGCAUAAGUUUUUGAGUAACCAAAGCUUUAGUUGAAUUUGCGCUUAAGUCGAAUUUCCAUACUGAACUAAAGCUAUUAAAUAACUUGCUUAAAUAAGCUGCAAUAAUUAAUUAAUGAAGAAAAUACGAAAUCUUGUUUUUACUACAACGUAAACGCUUUCACUAGUGAACGGUAGAAUUCACUCAAAAAGACACAAGCGAGACAUAAAUAAAUAGUGAUAAGAUGGCUCAUGUAAUAAAUGAAAUAUCUACGUAAGAGAAAAACAUAUUAUGCUUUUUGAAAGGUAUUGCAUAAUACAAAAUUACUGUAAACAACCAGAAAAAAUGUAUGCGACCAAGUUACUUUUACAUAAUGAAAAUUGGCCGUAAACUUAGUGUAGUGGUUUUGAUUUAAGCUAGCUCAAAUCCAACGAUAAAUGUGCUUUAAAAUUGUGUAUUAAUGUAUAUAGGCCAAGGUAUUAUAAAAUUUGUAGAAUUUCUCGCAACACCUCCCAAAGAAGUUUUUACGUAAAGAAAAUUAGUCUCGCUACUUUUCAUAGAAUAGAAUAGAUUUUUAUUCAA